Molecule: messenger RNA, 1488 nt
Organism: Lachancea lanzarotensis
Lineage: Eukaryota; Fungi; Ascomycota; Saccharomycetes; Saccharomycetales; Saccharomycetaceae
Product: LALA0S07e02102g1_1
Exons: 1
Coding region: 1-1488 (495 amino acids)
Molecular function (GO): succinate-semialdehyde dehydrogenase (NAD+) activity
Source: RefSeq, a predicted model, not a curated record
AUGCUUAACACUUGGAGCUUAAAUAAUACUGUAAUCAAGAGAUUUGGACGCUUCGCGUCUAGUUCAAUCGUUGAUUGUUCGAUUUUGAGAACCUGCGCAUUAAUCAACGGACAAUGGAGAAAGGGCGAUCAAUAUGCUGUCACAAACCCAUCGACAUCUGAAGAAUUAUGCAAAGUGACCAACUGCGGAACCAAAGAUUACCAUGCGGCGAUAAAAUCUGCUAAAACAGCGUUCAGCAAUUACCGCUAUUCUACAGCAGCUGAAAGAUCCCAAAUUUUGGCUGAUAUACACGAUUUGAUCCAAGAGCAUGAAUUUGACCUUGCUCGAUUGUUGAGCUUGGAAAGCGGAAAAGCAUUCAAAAGUUCGAUGAUCGAUAUAGCCAACGCUGCGAGUUGGUUUCAAUUCUUUUCCAGGGAAGCAUCAAGACCUUCUGCGAAUUCAGAGAUGGCAAGCUCACCACAUCCCCGAGUGACAUUACAAGUCAGUCAGCCAGUCGGUAUAUUAGGAUUCCUUCCACACUGGUCUUUCCCAGCGGCAGUCUCCAGAAAUAUGGCCGCAACAAUAGCGACAGGCAACACAUGUGUGGUACAACCUGCGCAAGAAACACCAUUGACUUCACUUGCGUUUGGAUAUCUAUGCACUCAAGCUGGGCUGCCCGAUGGAGUCUGCAACGUACUACCCACGACCCACCGGCCAAAAUUUGUGAAGCUUCUGCAUAAGAACAAGGCCGUCCACGGGUUAAUGUACAUUGGACCCCAUUAUAUGAGUAAAACCGUCAUGAAUGAAAGCACUGGAACAGGAACACCUAGAAAGGUUUCAUUAACUCCAAGAGGUGAGGUACCUUUCAUUGUCACGGAGACCGCAGAUGUUGGGAACGCGAUACAAGAUUUGAUCCAAUGUCGAUUUAGACUAUCAAACGAAGAAGGAAGCCGCAUCAGUCGGGUUUUUGUUCACGAGACCAUCUAUGAUGAAUUCGCAUCCAAGCUUGUAUCAUUCGUAGAGUCGAAUACCUGUUUAGGAGACGCUUUUAGCCCCGAGGUCACAUAUGGGCCAUUGAGCGAUUCGAAUGAGACCCUAAAGCUUUGUGCGUUGAUUGAGGAUGCAAAAGACAAGGGUGCUAUUGUCUUGUGCGGGGGAAUGAAGGCUGAAAGCCUGGGACCCGGAUUUUACCGUCCUACGGUGCUAGGUAACGUCACCGAAGACAUGAAAAUAGUACAUGAAGAGUUUUACGGUCCCAUUGCUUCUUUGGCAAAGUUCGAUUCACUUCAAGACAUCUCCAACACUGUCAAUAGGGAGCACGUUGGAUCUGCUGCAUAUCUAUACUCGUCCGACUCAAGAUCUGUUUUUGACUUGGCAGCAAAACUAAACGUCGCAAUUUUGCACAUCAAUACGGCUUCGAACGAAGAUUACGGUAGAAAAAAUGCUAUUUUGUGGUGGCCGGAAUCACAAUUUUAUGUCAAUACUAAGGCCCUGAUAUGGGAACCAUAG